This is a messenger RNA of Oikopleura dioica, 2193 nucleotides long. The record is from the annotation of a GenBank genome assembly. NCBI's taxonomy places the organism in Eukaryota, Metazoa, Chordata, Appendicularia, Copelata, Oikopleuridae.
AUGGCAGAUCUUUUAGAAAGUCUUCCGAAGGAUCCGACAGAAGAUGAGAUCCAAUCCCUUCUGGCGCAGCUGGAAACGAUGGAGGACGUAGACAACUGCGAAGAGCUGCAAUCACAGAUCAUGGAAACGAUCCAGGGCUACCCGGAGCUGCUGCAGGCGAUGAAGCAGUUCAACAACGAACACGCCUUUGAGAAAGAAAAGGUCGAAUUCGAGCGGCUCAAAUUGGAGGAGCAAAUUUCGAUGCUCGAAAAAGUCAUCGAAAACGGAAUCAAGCAGACGACCGAUCUGCAGGAGAUCCACCACGCGGAGGUCGACGAUCUCCACAACCAGAUCAUCAAUCUCCAAAAACAAGUGGCGGCGCACGUGCGUUUCAUCGACGAGCACUGCGUUGACUCGGAAGAAAUCAGAGCCGAAAUGCAACAGGAUAUCGACAGACUCGUGGUUGAGCUUGAAGAACAGACAAAGACAAACCGAACGACAGACUCGCUCCAGCAGCAAGUUUCCCGCCUCGAGCAAGAAUCGAGCAGAAGCCCUUUUAGAAGCCAGAACAGAAGAAAAACGGCGGAAGUCGAGGACAUGAACUCCCAAAUCCAGUGGUUCCGCAACGAAUACGACUCGCUCCUCAAGAAGGUGGUGUCGGUAGAAGAAGAACUGGCGGUGAAGAAGUCGGCUCUGGAGGAAUUAACAGCCGAGAACGCUAAGACGCAGCUUCAGAUCAAAGAACUCGAGCUCAAGUCGAGCGGAUUACAGUCUCAGCUUGAAGACGAAGAAAAACGCAGUGCGGAGCAACUUCAGAUGCUGAAAAACAGCCUCUCGGAAGAGCAAAAGACCUCUUCGCGCCAAAAGUCGGAGCUGGAAAAGAUCAAGACGGAGCUCGAGAAGCUCAAGUCCCUCCUCGCAAAGAGCAAGAGUGAGAACGAAGAGCUCGAGAGCGUCAAAUCCGAAAACUACUCCUUAGCCACCGAAUUGGAGCUCGGCAAAUUCAUCCAAGAAACGGCCAAGAACUGCGACUCGGAGGCCGAUACCGCAGAGAAAUUUGCUUUCCUUCAAAAGCAGCUCGAGCGACGCACCGCCGCGUACGAUGAUCUUCGUCGAGAAAAUCUUCGUCUUCGCGAAGCAGCUGAUCGCCGAAAGCGCCGAGAAAAGCUUCACAAGAGUUCGAAGAGCUCCAACGUCCUUUCGAGUGAGUCCUCCGACUCGCUUUCCGGCUACAGUGGACGAAAGAAUCAUUCCAAGAAUCAAAUGGUGUCGCGAAGCAGCCAAGAAGACGGCGGAUCCAACUGCGAAUCGGAAGAUGGCGGCUAUUGCUCGUCCCUUCGAUCGCUUACACGUUCGCUUCAAAGCUCCUCAAUGAUGAGUUUGGACCAGAGCGGCUUGGAAUGGCGCUCGCAGUCGUUUUCCUCGCUGCUUUCGUCUUCGAACUCUCCUUGCGCGAGUUCGACGCCUCUUCGCUCUCCGCGCAGAUUGGUGCACUCUUUCAACGACUCGCAGGGGAGCAUGGAGGAGCUCUCGGAAGACGAGGACAGCGGCGAGAGGAUCAAAAAGGUCUACGUCAAGCCACAGGUUAACACCGCCGCCGCCGCCGCCGCUCCAAGACUGAUCAGCUCGAAAACUCAAACGAGCAUUUCGGAAAUUCCCGAAUUGGGGGGAAUCGCGCAAGACUCGAAUCUGAAAAGCGCGCGCUCAAUGAGCGACAUUCGAAUCGUCUCCGACUUCGACACGUCGAAAUAUUUGACGCCGCUGCGCAUUCGCGAAAUUCACUCGUCGCGAAAAACGACUCGCAAUGGACACGAAAUGACGGAACGACUCAGUCGACAGCUCGAGGACAAACGUGAAGACAUUAGACUUCUGCGAAAGAUGAUUCGAGAAAAGGACGAGGCUUUGGCGGCGAAGUCGGCCGAGUGCGCCAACUUGAAACGCGAACUGCGCGCGUCUUCCUCGUCUUCCUCCCUUUCGACUCCCGGAUCGAAGAUGGUGCACAGCAAUCUGCUCAACUCCGACCUUUCUGAUCUCAAAAUCAACUUGAAGGAUGAAGGCGAUCCAGAGCUUUAUGGACACAUUGACCAGAUCCGACCCGGCCAAAUCCAAGAACUGAAGACAGUGCGAAAGACGAUCAAAGACGUCGACGGAAAACCAGUGAAAUACUCGACGAAAGUGUCGGUCACGUGCAACAAGGUCGCCGUCUUCUUUUAA